AUGGGAGCAGCCUUGUCCAUCUCCACCGUCGACGCACUAGCCAGGGCGAUCAAGAACAAAGUGCGUCGGAGGUGGUUAACUGCGCCCCAUCAUGGCACCGCCGAUUGGUCUGGCCUGCCGGAGGACCUCCUCCUGACCGUCAUGGCAGAGCUGGAUGUCCCCAGCAUUAUCCGAUCCGGCGCCGUCUGCACGUCCUGGCACCACGCCUAUGAGACCUUCCGCCGCCUCCAGCUUCCCUCGCCAAAGCAGGCCCCUUGCCUGUUCUAUGCAUGCGACGAGUACGGGCCCAACAAUACCGCCCUGUAUUGUCCCUCCACAAACGCCACGUUCCGUGUCCCCUUUCAAAGGCCCCUCGAGGAGAGCCGGGGAUUCGUCUCCUCUUGUCACGGCUGGGUGUUCUCCACCGAUGAGUCCGGGGACCCGUACCUUCUCAACCCUAUUACCGGCUCCCGGGCCGCGCUCCCACCGUUCGUGACAAUCUACCACGGGGAGAGCCGCUAUGACCACGACCAUAAGUGUGCUCUGAAGGCUCGACUGGAGAACAGAUCCCACAACCCGAUGGUCACCUGGGCAUGGCAUUCGGGGUAUAUCCGGGUUGCCAUCUCCGCUGCCACCGAGAUAGACGCAUGCACUGUGGUAAUCGUGCAUACCCCAGACGAGUGGAGGCUCUCCUUUGCUAGGCCCGGUGACAAGCAGUGGACAUUGCUCCCUAGCGACCAAGGCUUUAUAGAUGUUCUUUACAAUGAUAAGGACGGCUUGUUCUACGCUCUAGGUUGUGAUUGUUCUAUUUACACGAUAGAUCUCAAUGGCCCUUUGCCGAUGGUGACGAUGAUCAUGUGUGGCGUGUCAUCCUGGGGCAACCCUACCCAGUAUCUCGCAUUCUCCCCAUCAGGUGAACUUCAGCAAGUCUGGAGGAUCUGGAAUUGCGCACAUGUUCCAAUCAAAAAUAUGGUCGAUGAUGGCAGUGUAGAUUUCGCGAACGAAUAUGACGACGGCAAGUUCAGUGAGCUGUUUGAAGAUGAUUAUAAGUUCACUACGGCGAAGCUCUUCAUUUUCAAGGUUGACAUUGGCAGGCAGAAGCUGGUGGAGCUACGGGAUAUUGGAGACCACGCGCUAUUCCUCGGGUACAACAAUGUCGUGUAUGUUUCCACUAAGGACUUUCCGGCGUUCAAACCAAACCACGCUUACCUCACGGAUGACCGUUUUGAAUGUAAGCCAAGAUUGAAAGAGGACCUGGGUAUUUGGAACGUCAAGGAGAGGAAUAUGCAGAAACUUGAGGAUGCAUGGCCAUGCAUGUAUUCUUGGCUAGAUUUACCAGCUCCGAUUUGGAUCACGCCAAGGUUUUAG
Triticum turgidum subsp. durum (durum wheat) is the source of this 1347-nucleotide messenger RNA. The record is from the annotation of a GenBank genome assembly. NCBI's taxonomy places the organism in Eukaryota, Viridiplantae, Streptophyta, Magnoliopsida, Poales, Poaceae.